This is a messenger RNA of Labeo rohita (rohu), 10174 nucleotides long. It is a transcript of the gene abca4b, whose product is annotated as ATP-binding cassette, sub-family A (ABC1), member 4b. The coding region runs from base 152 to 7129 and encodes 2325 amino acids. Gene Ontology annotation, cellular component: intracellular membrane-bounded organelle; membrane. Gene Ontology annotation, molecular function: ATP binding; lipid carrier activity; ATP hydrolysis activity. The record is from RefSeq and is a predicted model, not a curated record. Gene Ontology annotation, biological process: transmembrane transport; lipid transport. Lineage: Eukaryota; Metazoa; Chordata; Actinopteri; Cypriniformes; Cyprinidae. The transcript has 51 exons.
GUCAGUAGCAACAAGUUCGGCUGUUGUGUUUCAGCGACUAUCAUGGACUGUAAUUAUGUACUUUUCCGUGCGAAUGUUAAGGAACUUAUAUUUCGUCAGCACUGAGGUUUGUUGCAGCUUGUUGACCCCUACAAGGGGUUAAGUUGGAGCCAUGAACACGUGCAGCCAGAUUCGUCUGCUGCUCUGGAAGAACUGGACGCUCCGCAAGAGACAAAAGAUUCGCUUCCUGGUUGAAAUUCUGUGGCCUGUGUUUUUAUUCAUUGGACUUGUGUGGCUACGAAGAGCCAAUCCCCUGUAUCGCCAACAUGAAUGUCAUUUUCCCAGCAAGGCUAUGCCCUCAGCGGGAAUCCUGCCUUGGAUUCAAGGGAUUUUCUGCAAUGCUAAUAACCCAUGUUUUCGCCAUCAAACUCGAGGAGAGUCUCCUGGGGUCGUUUCCAACUACCACAACUCCAUACUGGCACGGUUUUAUAAAGAUUCACAGGAGCUGCUGUUCAGCGACACUGAGAUCCGUCAGCUUGGCCGUCUGUGGCAUGAAGCCGCUAUCAUGAGCAACUUCAUGGAGACGCUGCGCACCAAUCCUGCGCUGGUGGCAGGUAAAGGACUGAAAGUAGAGCACAUUCUCAAGGACGACGAGAGUCUGACGUCAUUCCUCCUGCGGGACGCCGGGCUUUCAGAGGCUGUGGUGUAUGACCUUACAAACGCACAAGUGCGAGUGGAGCAAUUUGCAUAUGGAGUCCCGGAUCUGACUCUGAAAGAGAUCGCCUGCAGUCAGGCUCUUCUGGAGCGAUUCCUCAUCUUCCCCAGCCGUGGAGGGCUGUACGGUGUCCACAAUGCAAUGUGUGCCCUUUCCCAGCAAAGGCUGCAGAAGAUCGAGGACGUGCUGUAUGCCAACAUAGACUUCUUCAAGCUCUUACGAAUGUUGCCCAUGGUGAUGGAUAACCACUCGCCCGGAAUAGACCUGCAGUUCUGGGGUCGAGUGCUUUCAGCAUUGUCCGGCAAGCUUCAGGAGCUUGCAGAGAGGCCGAGCUCCCAGGACUUGAUGCGGGUCUUGUACCCCAUCUUGCAGGCCGGGGGUCCCUCGUCCUUAAGUCAGCUGAUGUCCACUGUGUCGAAUCUGUUCUGCGGAUACCCUGAGAGUGAGAUCACACAGGUUUUCUCCUUUAAUUGGUAUGAGGACAACAACUACAAGGCUUUCCUAGGCAUCAACAACUCAAGAGGACAUGACAGCUACACCUAUGACAGGACAGCAACUCCAUUCUGUAAUGCACUGAUGCAGAACCUAGAGUCGAACCCUGUUACGAAAAUCAUGUGGAAUUCAGUGAAGCCUCUGGUGAUGGGGAAGAUCUUGUACACCCCAGACUCCCCAACUGUCAGGAAGAUAUUAAAGAGUGCCAACACUACUUUUGAGGAGCUGGAGAGGUUGCAGAAAAUGGGGAAGGUCUGGGAAGAGGUGGGACCACAGCUCUGGGAAUUCUUUCAGAACAGCGUCCAAAUGAACAUGAUACGGGACACACUUAGAAACCCCACAGUGAUGGACUUUUUGGACAGGCGUCUUGUAGAAACACAGUUCUCAACCAAAGACAUUCUUAACUUCCUGCACAAUGGCCCAGAGCAGGAUAGAUAUAUGAACAUGACAAACUUUGACUGGAGAGAUGUCUUCAGACUGGCUGAUCAGACUAUUCGAAUGUUCAACCAGUACAGUGAGUGUAUAGGUCUGGAUAAGUUUGUGGGUCACAUGGAUGAGAAUCUGAUGACCCAUCAAGCUCUGCACCUGUUGGGGGAGAAUAAGUUCUGGGCAGGUCUGGUCUUCAUGGACAUGUACCCCUGGACCACAGAUCUGCCCCGCCACGUCAAGUUCAAGAUCCGAAUGGACAUUGAUGCAGUGGAACGUACCAACAAAAUUAAAGACAGGUACUGGGACCCUGGCCCAAGGGCAGACCCUGUGGAGGACCAUCGCUACAUCUGGGGAGGUUUUGCCUACCUGCAGGACAUGAUUGAACAUGGAAUCCUCAAGUUACACACAGGUCAUGACUGGCCUCUAGGUGUUUACCUGCAGCAAAUGCCCUACCCCUGCUACGUGGAUGACAUGUUCAUGCUGACCCUAAACCGCUGUUUCCCCAUCUUCAUGGUGUUGGCCUGGAUCUACUCAGUGUCCAUGAUUGUGAAGAGCAUCGUGCUGGAGAAGGAGAUGAGGCUAAAGGAGACGCUGAAAGCCAUGGGCGUCUCUAAUGGAGUCAUCUGGUACACAUGGUUCAUUGACAGCUUCCUCAUAAUGGCUGCCAGCACCGCUCUGCUGACUGCCAUUAUCAUGGCUGGAAAAGUGCUGAAUUACAGCGAUCCCAUCAUCCUGUUCCUGUUUCUACUCACAUUCACUGUGGCCACUAUCAUGCAGUGCUUUCUGAUGAGUGUGUUCUUCAACAAGGCCAACUUGGCUGCAGCUUGCAGUGGCAUCAUCUACUUCACCCUCUACCUCCCUCACAUCUUCUGUUUCGCCUGGCAGGACCGCAUUACCAAGGAAAUUAAAUUAGCUGUGAGCUUUCUGUCUCCAGUGGCCUUUGGUUUUGGGACAGAGUAUCUGUCCCGCUAUGAAGAGCAAGGCUUGGGGCUGCAGUGGGACAAUAUUGGUACAAGUCCUCUGGAGGGUGAUGAGUACUCAUUCUUCACUUCUAUUCGCAUGAUGCUAUUGGAUGCAGUUGUCUAUGCUUUUUUGGCUUGGUAUCUCGACAACGUCUUUCCAGGCCAGUAUGGCAUCAGUCGGCCCUUUUAUUUCCCUCUACAGCCCUCAUACUGGCUAAGACCGACACCUGAAACCUCACAGGCUCCAGAUCCAGGCCCUGAGAAGCCUCUAGUAAAUAACGUGGAGAAGCAGGAGGAUGCAGAGCAUGGUGGCCUUUCGCCGGAACACAGGGAAUGCAAUGGUUCCCGCAACAGCAAACAAUGCAAGCACAAGGAGAAACGAGAGAAGAUGGAAAAAGAGAAAGAGCGAGAGGAACAGCUAAAAAUGCAGGAAGAGAUUCCACAGGAGGAUAUACAGCCUGUGCACACAGGGAAUCCGUUUUUAGAGCCAGAACCGGAGGGUCUGGUUGUAGGAGUGUCAGUGCGGGACUUGGUGAAGGUGUAUUCUAAGUACACAAGACCUGCAGUGGACUGUCUCAGCAUGACCUUUUAUGAGGGCCAGAUCACUUCUUUCCUGGGUCACAAUGGGGCAGGAAAGACCACCACCUUGUCCAUAUUGACCGGGUUGUUUCCACCCACUUCUGGAACAGCUUACAUAUAUGGGAAGGACAUUCGUACAGAAAUGGAUGCCAUACGACAAUCUUUGGGAAUGUGUCCACAGUACAACAUCCUCUUCAACCACCUGACAGUAGAGGAGCAUAUUCUAUUCUACUCUCUGCUGAAGGGACGUGACCGCAAGGAGGCAGAGCGGGAGGUUGAAAACAUGCUGAUGGACCUGGGACUGCCUCAUAAACGAGAUGAGGAAGCACAGAACCUCUCUGGAGGUAUGCAGAGGAAGCUGUCUGUGGCGAUGGCUUUUGUGGGUGGUUCUAAGGUGGUAAUACUGGAUGAGCCGACAUCAGGAGUGGAUCCAUACUCCAGACGCUCCAUUUGGGAUCUUCUACUCAAGUACCGAACAGGUCGCACCGUAAUACUUUCCACUCACCACAUGGACGAGGCAGACCUGUUGAGUGAUAGAGUUGCAAUCAUCUCUAAAGGGAAACUACAUUGCAGUGGAUCUCCUCUCUUCCUGAAAAACUGCUUUGGAGUGGGUUUCUACCUCACUCUGGUGCGUCGCAUGAAAGACCAGCGCAAGAAGGAGAAUGAGUGUGACUGUGCUUCUGAGUGUUCCUGUACCUGCUCCACCUGCACCAGAUAUAAAGAGGAGAGUCACACAUUACAGCCUGAGAGAAUACUAGAUGGGAACGUUGAGAGCAUCACUACUCUGAUUCAUCACCAUGUACCUGAGGCAAAACUGAUUGAAAUGAUUGGUCAGGAGAUGACCUAUCUGCUGCCAAAUAAGGGUUUUAAAUAUCGUGCAUAUGCCAGCCUUUUCAGAGAACUGGAGGAAACGUUAGGUGACAUGGGUCUCAGUAGCUUCGGCAUAUCUGACACAUCACUAGAGGAGAUCUUUCUGAAAGUUACAGCAGAUGGAGAGGCAGCCAACAGCUCUGUCACACCAGAGCAAUGGAUGCUACAACAGAGGAAAAAUGGCUUGAGAGACAGGGAAGCUGCGAGUAAUGUUGAAGAUGCUAAUGGUUUGGGGGGUCUACUGGAGUCUGACAACAGUGCUGGUAGAGCCUCCAAGCAGGUUAAAGGCUUCAGUCUGGUACUCAAGCAGUUCCACGCUCUUCUGAUCAAGAGAUUUCACCAUGCCACACGCAGCCACAAAGAUUUUCUUGCACAGAUUGUUUUGCCAGCCAGUUUCGUCCUUAUUGCUUUGGUCUUCACUAUGAUUGUCCCACCGUUUGGAGAGUAUCCCAGUCUGACCCUCACUCCGUGGAUGUAUGGACCGCAGUUUACCUUCGUAAGUAAUGAGCAGCCAUCGCAUCCAAAGAUGAGGCACUUCAUACAGACGUUGCUGAAAGAGCCUGGCAUGGGAACACGCUGCAUGGCAAAUCAGCCUUUGGAGAACCUCAUUACCUGCCUAAACACAAGUUCUGACUGGGAAGAUCCUCCAGUUUCUCCUGAGGUCCAAAACAUUUUAUUGAGUCCAGAGUGGAAUACAAGAAACCCCUCCCCUUCCUGUGAGUGCAGCACUGAUUCAAAGCUCACCAUGCUGCCUGUCUGUCCGGAUGGAGCUGGAGGACUGCCGCCACGCCAGAGAAAAGAGCCAACAGGGGACAUUUUGCUUGACAUGACAAACAGAAACAUCUCUGACUACUUGGUGAAGACGUAUCCCAAACUCAUCAAGACCAGCUUGAAGAGCAAAUAUUGGGUGAAUGAACAAAGAUAUGGUGGACUCUCUGUUGGUGGACAGCUGCCAAUUCUUGAUGUUGACCCUGAGGAGAUCCGGGCUGUUUUUUCCCAGCUUGGACGUAUGAUGAACAUUACAGGGGGCCCCUAUUCAAAGUCAGCCAUGAAUGAAUUUGGAACAUUCUUGCAUUUCAUGGAGAGUGAGUACAAUGUUAAGGUGUGGUAUAACAACAAAGGCUGGCAUGCUAUGGUGUCUUUCAUGAAUGUAGCAAACAAUGCCAUUCUCCGUGCUUACCUCCCACCUCAUGCCAAUCCAUCAGAGUAUGGCAUUACUGCCAUCAACCACCCGCUCAACCUCACCAAAGAGCAGCUGUCAGAGGUCACUGUUCUGACCACAUCAGUGGAUGCAGUGGUGGCCAUCUGUGUCAUCUUUGCCAUGUCCUUCAUCCCAGCCAGCUUCAUCCUCUACCUCAUUCAGGAACGUGUCACCAAAGCCAAGCAUCUGCAGUUUGUUAGUGGAGUCAGCCCUCUGGUCUACUGGGUCGCUAACUUUUUCUGGGACAUGAUAAACUACACUGUCAGCACGGCAAUGGUUGUGGGCAUUUUCGUGGGUUUUGAUAAGAAGUGCUACACAUCACCAACCAAUCUGCCAGCGCUGGUCGCUUUGCUUUCUCUCUAUGGGUGGUCAGUGACGCCCAUGAUGUACCCCAUGUCCUACAUGUUCAAUGUCCCCAGCACAGCGUAUGUGUCCCUUUCCUGUAUCAACCUUUUCAUUGGUAUCAACAGCAGCGCCAUCACCUUCAUCUUAGAGCUCUUUGAGAACAAUAGGUCCCUGCUAAUGUUUAAUGAGGUCUUGAAGAAAGUGUUACUGGUCUUUCCUCACUUCUGUCUCGGCCGAGGUCUUAUUGAUAUGGCCAUGAACCAGGCUGUGACUGACGUCUAUGCCCGAUUUGGGGAGGAGUUUACCAUGGAUCCAUUCAGAUGGAACUUUGUGGGGAAGAAUCUCUUCUGUAUGGCUGUGGAGGGUUUUGUGUAUUUCAUCCUUAAUCUGCUCAUCCAGUACAAUUUUUUCCUUGACCACUGGGUGACAGACUAUAGGAAGAGUCCUGUUAAAGAUGAAGAUAAUGAUGUAGCUCAAGAGAGAGAGCGCAUUUACAAAGGAGGAAACAAGAAUGACAUCCUUCUAAUCCGAGACUUGUCAAAAACAUACAGACGCAGAAAACGACCAGCAGUGGAUAAAAUCUGUGUAGGAGUUCCAGCAGGCGAGUGCUUUGGGCUCCUUGGUGUAAACGGUGCAGGUAAAACCACAACCUUUAAAAUGCUGACCGGAGACACAGAUGUGACAUCAGGGCAGGCGUCAGUAGCUGGAUACAGUAUUCUCACUAAUAUCCUGGAUGUGCACCAAAAUAUGGGCUACUGCCCUCAGUUUGAUGCUAUAGACGAGCUGCUGACUGGAAGGGAGCACCUGUACCUGUACGCCCGUCUCCGCGGGAUCCCUGAAUCUGAGAUUAGCAGAGUUGCAGAAUGGGGCAUUCAGAAGCUGGGACUGUCUGAAUAUGCAGAAAACUGUGCUGGUACCUACAGCGGUGGCAACAAAAGAAAGCUUUCUACUGCUAUUGCUAUGAUUGGCUGUCCUCCUCUAGUGCUCUUGGAUGAGCCCACCACAGGAAUGGACCCUCACUCCCGUCGGUUCCUGUGGACCGCCAUUCUGAGUAUCAUCCGUGAUGGGAGGGCAGUCGUUUUGACAUCUCACAGUAUGGAAGAAUGUGAAGCUCUUUGUACUCGUUUGGCCAUCAUGGUCAAUGGGACGUUUAAGUGUCUGGGCACAAUCCAGCAUUUGAAAUACAAGUUUGGAGGUGGGUACGUAGUCACGAUGAAGAUUAAAGCUGAAAAACCAGGCAUGCCUCCUGACCUCGUCCCGGCCGAGUCCUUCAUGGAAAGCAGCUUCCCAGGAUGUAUACAACGAGAGAAACACUACAACACCUUACAAUACGAAAUCGCCGCCGCCUCACUGGCGCGAAUCUUCCAGCUGGUGUUGACCAACAAAGAGAGACUGAACAUUGAGGACUACUCUGUGUCUCAGACCACAUUAGAUCAGGUGUUUGUGAAUUUUGCCAAGCAGCAGUCAGUAGAGGAUGAUACUCAGCUCAGAGCAUCAGUGCCGAGACGAGAGAAAAAGGUCUCGCCGCUACGAAGAGUUGUGACGAAAAACAGUUAAAAUGAACUUAUAUGCUUCAGAAGGACUCACGGCUGUUCCUAAGUUCCUAAAGCCUUUUUAUAUAUGUAUUUAUACACAAAACCUUCUGUAUCCAUUUUAGGUUGUCAGUUUUGUUCAUUAAUAUAUAACAUUUUUUAACAUCUGCCCUCAGUCUAUAGCACUUUGAGCCAAAGGUCAAUCUCCAAAUUCACUGAAAGAAAAACCUCCACACAUUAAAGGAGGCACGGGCGAACUUGGUCCUGGAGGGCCAGUGUCUCUGCAGAGUUUAGCUCCAACCCUGAUAAAACUUGAUCGGGUUGGAGCUAAACACUGCAGGGACACCGGCCCUCCAGGACCGAGUUUGCCCAUGCCUGCAUUAAAGGGAUAGUUCUCCCAAAAAUGAAAAUUCUGUCAUCAUUUACUCACCCUCAUGUUGAUCCAAACCUAGGAGGUUUUUGCUUUGGAACAUAGAAUAGGAUAUUGUGGAUAUUGUGAAUAAUGUUAGAAACCAAACAGAUUUGGUUCCUAAUUACCUCCAUUAUAUGAACAAAAAAUACAGUGGAAGUCAAAGGAAACCAAAAUUAUGGAAGCCUGUUUCCACCACUGAAUAAAAAAAAAAGGUAAUUGUGACUUUUUAUCUCACAAUUCUGACUUUUUUCUGACAGUUGUGAGUUUCCAGCUCGCAAUUCAUUUUUUUGUCUUUGAAUUCUGUGAUACAAACUCAUCAUUUUGACUUUUUUUUCUCAGAAUUGCCAGUUUAUAUCUCGUAGUUGAUUUUUUUUUUCUCAGAAUUGUGAGUUUAUAUCUUGUAGUUGAUUUUUUUUCCUCAGAAUUACGAGUUUAUAUCUCACAGUUGACUUUUUUUUCUCAGAAUUGGAAGAUAUAAAUAGUGUUUUUGACUUUAGAUGUUACCGCAUAUGGAAGCCCAUUUCCGCCACUGAAUACAAAUUUUUAAAAAAGGAGAUAUAAACUAUGAGAUAUAAACUUGUAAUUUUGACUUUUUUUUUUCAACUUGCAGUUGCGAGAAAAAAGUAAGAACUGCGUUUUUUCUCGCAAUUCUGAUUUAAUUUCUAUAUAGAGAAUAAGAUAUAAAUAUAAAGAUAUAAACUAACAAUUGUCAAAAAAGUAAGAAUUGCAUGAUAUAAACUGACAAUUCUGACUUUUUUUCACAGAAUUGCAUGAUAUAAACUUGCAAUUUUUACUUUUUUUUCUCAGAAUUGCAUAAACUUGCAGUUGCGAGAAAAAAGUAAGAAUUGCAUGUUUUUAUCUCGCAGUUGACUUUUUUCUCUGAAUUGUGAGAUAUAAACAAGUAAUUGUGAGUUAUAAUGUCAGAAUUGUGAGAUAUAAACUCGCAUUGCGAAUUAUAAAGUCCGAAUUGUGAGAUAUAAACUCGCAAUUCUUUUUUUUUCCUCAAAAUUACGAGUUUAUAUCUCGCAGUUGAUUUUUUCUCAGAAUUACAAGUUUAUAUCUCACAAUUGACUUUUUUUUUCAGAAUUAGAAGAUAUAAAUAGUGUUUUUGACUUUAGAUGUUACCACAUAUGGAAGCCCAUUUCCACCACUGAAUACAAAUUUUUAAAAAAGGUAAUUGCAACUUUUUAUCUCACAGUUCUGAAAACUACGAGAUAUAAACUUGUAAUUUUGACAUUUUUUUUCUCAGAAUUGCAUGAUACAGUAUAAACUUGCAGUUGUGAGAAAAAAGUAAGAACUGCAAGUUUUUAUCUCGCAGUUCUGACUUUUUUCUCUAAAUUGUGAGAUAUCAACUAGCAAUUGCGAGUUACAAUGUCAGAAUUGUGAGAUAUAAACUUGCAAUUAUUUUUUUUUCUCAGAAUUGAAUGAUAUAAACUCGCAGUUGCGAGUUAUAAAGUCAGAAUUGUGAAAUAGAAACUCACAACUCUUUUUUUGUCAGAUACCAAGUUCAUUUCUCACAAUUGUGACUUUUUUUCUCAGAAUUGCGUGAUAUAAACUCGCAGUUAUGAGUUAUAAAGUCAGAAUUUUGAGACAAACUCACAAUUCCAACUUUUUUUUUUCUCAGAAUAGAGUUUAUUUCUCGCAGUUGUGCUGUUUUUUUUUCUUUCUCAGCAUUGUGUCGUAUAAACUUACAAUUACAAGUUAUAAAGUCAGAGUUACGAACUCGCAUAUGAGAGUUAUUAAGUCAGAAAUGUAAAGUAUAAGCUUAAAAGAAGCUUAUAAAAGUCAUUAUUUUUGUUAAAGUCAAUAAAGUCAUUAUUCUUAAACGUGGUAGUUGUGUUCCUGUCUAUGCAGGGACCGAAAGCUCUCGGGUUUCAUCAAAAAUAUCUUAAUUUGUGUUUUUAAGAAAAAUGACGGUCUUGGGGGUUUGGAACGACUAGAGGGUGAAUAAUUAAUGCCAGAAUUUUCAUUUUUGGAACCAUCCCUUUAAGCUAAUUGUAUAAAACAGGUAAAAAUAGUCAGUUUCCACACACAAAACUUACUUUUUGUUUUCCAUGCAAAUUGAAAUGUCUUUGUUUAUACAUUUGUAAAUAUUAGUGUUUAUCUUUUUUGCAGUUGCAGUCGCAGUUUUUCCUUGUUAUACAAAUCUUUCAAAAGCUGACUUAAAGCGCAUCUGUUACAGCAGUGUCUGUGAAUGCACAUGCAAUGAAAUAUUUGAUAUUGAUAAUACAUUGCUUUUGUACUGCUUAAACAUCAACAGCAUAAGCGAAAAUGAAUUUGAAAUUGAAUUCGAACCUGUAACUUAUGCAAAUUUGCAGCAUCAUUGCAUUAUUCCAUCAAAGUUACUUUUUAUUGUUACUCUUUCUCAGGGUCAGCUGGCUGGCGCUCACUUUGUAGCAUUAUGCUUGGCUUGCAGGUGUUUUUUGAGGUAUUUUUUGCAUGUGGCGAAUACACACUGAUGAUGUAAAUUGUGGCAUCUCUCAACAGGCUAACUUGACCAUGUGAACCAGGCAAACCUUGACCUCAUGGUGUAGACAGUGAAAAUCGGGAAGGAUAUUUCUGUUUCUGUUUUGGGGAAGGAAGAGGUUCAGUUGCAUUCAUCAGGAAACAUUUUAAGCAAUAGUUUUAAUAUGCAGUAAUACAGAUUUCAAUGUCAAA